AUGACAGUUUUGACCGUUACGUAAAUAAAUUUAUUAUUUUUUUUCAUUAACAUUGAUUCAAAGUUCAUUUAAUUUUACUUAUUUUCCCAAGUUUACUAUUUUUUUACUUAUGUUUAAUAUGUUCUGUUAAUAAUACUCUUAAGCCGUCGUUUUCUGAAUCAAGUAAAAAUCAUGGGAAGUAAUACUAGUAAACCUAGUAACGAUACAAGUAUUUGUUCGAAGAAAAACGACGACUUUAGUGAUAAUUCUGCGGAUCCCCGGUCACCAACGCCAGAAAUAAUACGGACACCAUUGCAGGGCAAGCCUAAUGGAAAGCAUAACAUAACAAAAAAUGUGGACUUGAGAAAAACAUUUGAAAAUGCUAAAACUGAAGAAAAGUUGAUUCAUAACAACCCUAUUCUUUCUGCCGUUAUAAAGAAUCACUUGCAAUCCUAUGAUCCUCGUUCCCCAACACAAGACUUUGAAAGAACUCCUAUUAUAAUUACUUCUAAAAUAGACAAGCUUCAAAGUAAUAUACAAGAAGAAACUGGUAACAACUGUGGAAGUCCAUGUCUGAGGACUGAUUAUGAGGAAAUCAAUGAAAGUUUAGAGGAAGCAGCAAUCAUUGUCCCUGAUACACUAAUACCUAAAAACUUAUGUGAUGGAUUUUAUGACAUCACUCUUAAUGAUACACUAAAAGAACCUGAUGAACCACUUGGAUCAUCUACAGCAUCAAAUGAAGCAAUAGAGGCAAAUAUAUCAGACACAGAACCAACCAAAUUGCUAGAAACAAAUUUCGAAUAUGUAGAAGGAGAAAAUAAUAAGACUGAUGAAAAUGUUUUUAGCGGUGAUGAUAUAGAUUUCUUUAAAUUUGACAUAAAACAAAUUCCUGUAUUUAAAAUUCUUGAUGAAGAUCCUCGUUCACCAUCUGUUGGUAUAGAGAGAACUCCUAUAGUGGUUGCAAAAAAAACAGAAAAUAUUUCUAAUGAAAAUGUGGAACAUAUGUCAGAUGAUAGUUUAAUUAAAGUUCUACAGAAUACAAAUGCUGAACUUCGUCAAAAUGUAGUAAAACCCCAGGAAAAGAAUUCAGAUGGUCUGUUAAUUUAUGAAGAUGAAUCUGAUAAUAUUAAUGAUACACCCAAGAAGUCCAAAUCAGCAAGUAAUAGUGGCUCAAGAACACCUCUUUCUUGUAUGAAAAAUAAGUCUGACACUGGACAUUCGAGAUCAAAAUCUGCAAAUACUUUAUAUGACCCAAAAAAUCCUGCUAUUGGUCUGUCGAAAGUUUCUAGAAAAGCAUCGCAUAUACCUAGAUUGAAAUCAUUAUCAAAACAAGUUAAAACUAUUUCAACAGGAAGUACUAUAUCCUUAAAAACUAUAGGAAAAACUGCUACAUUAGGAGGAGACUGUGAAAAUACACCACCACACUCACACCGCGAUAAAUGGGACAAGAAUAGCAGUAUUGUACUUUGAAAAGUAUUUUACGAGGAUAAAUAUGUAUUCUUUUCUAACUUAAUCAUUUAGUAAGUUUCUAUAAUGUAAUUCUAAUUUCUCUUUACUGUAUCUGCUGUAAUGCAAAUAUUGAUUGACUUGGCUUUAAUUUCAAUUUACACUCAUGAUUGUUAAAGCCUAAUAAAUGUAAUCUACAGUAUUUAUAAGGUUUGACAAUAAAAAUAAU
Achroia grisella is the source of this 1654-nucleotide messenger RNA. RefSeq lists its product as uncharacterized. The record is from RefSeq and is a predicted model, not a curated record. The coding region runs from base 172 to 1449 and encodes 425 amino acids. The transcript has 2 exons. NCBI's taxonomy places the organism in Eukaryota, Metazoa, Arthropoda, Insecta, Lepidoptera, Pyralidae.